Messenger RNA from Micromonas pusilla CCMP1545, 147 nucleotides. RefSeq names its product pilus-related protein (gene HPR). The coding region runs from base 1 to 147 and encodes 48 amino acids. The record is from RefSeq and is a predicted model, not a curated record. Lineage: Eukaryota; Viridiplantae; Chlorophyta; Mamiellophyceae; Mamiellales; Mamiellaceae. The transcript has 2 exons.
AUGUUUGUUCAAAGCGGCGACUACGGAGGGAUCACAGGGUUGUUGGGCACUGGCCACAUGGCGGAACUGUUUGAAUUUGUUACUUGCCUGGAUCAUCGGCGAACCGAACGUAUGACGGAAUGGCGAGCCACGAUAAAAUUUAUUUGA